AUGGAUGACAUAUACCCAACCUACGCUGCAUUUGUUAAAAGCUUUAAUGACCCUCAGUCUGCAAAACACAAGAACUUUGCAAAGGCACAAGAGGCAGUCAGAAAGGAUGUAGAGUGUGCAUUUGAGAAUAGUAGAGGAGAGAAAGAAGAUGUUGGUGAAAGUAAUGGAGUAGAAAGAGAAGUUGUGGGAGAAAGAUCUGAGGUGGAUACUUCCUUGACUGGAAUGACGUCCUUGAUAUCCAGAUCAGAGAUAGUGCUCCCAGAUGGAAGCUUUGCAAGUUUCAUCCAAAGAUAUAUGGCAAUUUGA
Messenger RNA from Phycomyces blakesleeanus NRRL 1555(-), 306 nucleotides. RefSeq lists its product as hypothetical. Lineage: Eukaryota; Fungi; Mucoromycota; Mucoromycetes; Mucorales; Phycomycetaceae. The record is from RefSeq and is a predicted model, not a curated record. Bases 1 to 306 code for a protein of 101 amino acids. The transcript has 3 exons.